This is a messenger RNA of Miscanthus lutarioriparius, 345 nucleotides long. The record is from the annotation of a GenBank genome assembly. NCBI's taxonomy places the organism in Eukaryota, Viridiplantae, Streptophyta, Magnoliopsida, Poales, Poaceae.
AUGAAGAAGCGUUCCUACUUGAACCUAGAGUUUGCUUCUCCAAUGGACAAAGAUAAGGUGAUGGUGGUAGUACCAACAAUAGCCUCCAAGCCCUCCAGCAGCUCCAACUUACAAAAGAAGAAGCUUGCCAAUAACUACGAUGCAACCGAGGGCUUCUCCUACUACAACGGGUUUGGCCCGUCACGUGGCAAGAGACGUUGUAGGAACCAUCCAAAGAAAGAAAAAGAGGUGGAAGUGGAACCAUCCAAAUAUGCUUCUCCUUUGAGUCAUGCCAAAGUUGAGACUGAAGAUGGUACCAAUAGUGGGGCUACAUCUUGCGGUGAUGAUAGUGACUCCUCAAUCUAA